Molecule: messenger RNA, 960 nt
Organism: Cladophialophora carrionii CBS 160.54
Lineage: Eukaryota; Fungi; Ascomycota; Eurotiomycetes; Chaetothyriales; Herpotrichiellaceae
Exons: 1
Coding region: 1-960 (319 amino acids)
Source: RefSeq, a predicted model, not a curated record
AUGUCGAGUCCUACGCGGAGUAGUGGGUCGAAGGCGAAGAGCGCGGGUGGUGGUGGUCUUCUGUUGAGUUCGAGCCCGCCCAGGUGUGCAGUGGAUGGAGUGGAUGAGAAUUGGAUCACCGACGAGGCUGAUGGGGAUGGUAGAUCAUUGGGACAAUCUGGAUUUGAUAAUCCCACGCACGCAACGCCAGUGGGGAAGCUGAACUUCUCGAUGGGAGAAAGAGGGUCGUCGAGUUUUGUCACAUCACCACCUGAUUCGGAUCCUCAUCCGCAGGCGACCCGCGCCGCUGUCCCUGCAGCUGCAUUUUCCUCACCGUUUGGGUCGUCGUUCUCAUUCGCGGCCCCGCAGCCCUCGAGCGCGUCGCAGUGGGAACUGCGCUCGCGUGAAUCCUCACCCUCGACCCGCCUCGCGACUCAAACGACGAGGAAUCGAGAGGAGCGCAAGUCAAGGUUCCUGGAUCGCAUACGGCGGAGAAGAGACGACCAGCGAAGUGAACUGGUUGGAGACCAAGUUCUUCGUAUGGACUUUGUGAGAGAGCGGAGAGGGUGGGAAGAGCAGAUGGCGCGACGGGCUGCCUUUGAGGCGGGCGUCGAGAUUGAGGAGGAAGAAGCAGAAGAUAUCGCAGACAUGCAGGAUGACACCCGGUUCAGAGACCAAGAGAUGAGUCCGACGGAAGAAUACGACGAUCUGGUAAGGGAAUAUGAGAACGGGUACGAUAACGAGUACGAGCGCGAGCAUGGGUUUGACCGACAAGGCGAAAUGAUGCCCGAAGACGAGUUCGAGUUCCCCGUCGACGAUGCCGACGAUGAAGAGUACGAGCGCUUGUUCCGAGAGAUGGAGAUUCUGGGCCAGCAAAGCGUGUCUCAACUGCGGGAUAUCACGGCUCAGGAACAGCAGCAUCCGUCCCAGCAGGGCAUGGAGCAGCGUAGUGGUGGCGAUGAUGCCAUGGACAUUUCGUGA